AUGCUGCGGAAGUGUCUCUAUCAGGCUGUCGCGGGGAACAGGCACUACAUGGCAUCUGUAAGUGCUUGAAUACAAUUGGAGAGACCUGACCUGCUUUGACUCGACUAUGGAGUGGGAAAAGGAUCUAAGGCGCAGCCAGUCUUUGAAGAGUCUCCCCUCGCAGUCCGACAAGGCGAUCUGGACAGAUGCAGGACUGCAGGACAGGACGAUAUCUGUGUCCCAGUUAGUGGCCAGGUAUCAAACUACAGUGAAAAAUGCAACAUCAAGUCAACCUGCGCCAGAGAAUAAUGUUGAAAGAAAUACAAAGAAACCACUAAUGGAGAUGACUUCAUCUCCCCUGCACAGUAGGGAGACUCAUCUGGAGUCCCUGAUGAAGAGAAAUGAAGAGCGGGAGAGAGCUCGGUCCACAGCCACCCUGACCCGCAGUAAAUCAGUGGGUAGCCUCCAAAACACCACCGGCAGCUCCAUAGAGGCCUUGAAGGCUCUUUUUGAGUUGAAGGCGACGGCAAAGCAGAGACCAAAGAGCAGUUUUAAAACUGGAAACGUAGCUUUAGGUCACCCUGUGGACGAGCCAGCGGUGAAUGGAGAGGCUGAGGAUGUGCAGAGCGCUGCAGAGGAGCAGAAAAAACCUGCUGAAAAGAAAACUAAAAAGGAGCCAAAAGAUGAUUUUCUGACUCAAAAGGUGGUGAAUCAGACCCAGACAGAGAGGAACAAAACAAUAGCGGGCAUUGAUUUUGAAAAGCUUGCAGCAUCUGAAGCUGAUGAAAAGAGGAGGUCAGCUGCUGACUUCAGAGACAGCUCCUUCAACCAAACCAAAGAGACACUGUCUGUCUCGGUCAAAGCUAUGUCUGCUCUCUAUAUGUCAAAAGUGGCAAAUAAGGAAUCAGCAAACAGGCCUUCUAUAGUGGAGAAGGAUCAUGCUCAACCAAGAGAUUCUGGGAAGUGGACCAAGCUAACUAAGACGGAUGAAGACUCUGAACAAAGAAAAGAUGACCAUCCACCACAGCCCCCAGUCGAGCCUGAAAAGGGACUUGAAGAGAUCGCUGAGGGACAUUCUGAACAGCUGAUGUCUUCCCAACUCUCCAGGGAAAAGAUAUUCCAGCAACGACAGAAAAACGAGCUGAGACGGCUCCUGAAGCAUACCUGCCCAGAGAUAAAGAUGCUGGAUGAUGUUGUGAAUGAGGAGUUUGCUGAAGUGUUGAGCUCUAAAUCAGAGUCUGGUGGGGAAACCGGAUAUGAGGGAGAGGUUCUUUCAAGAUGCUUGAUAUUUGAAAACCGUGGCAGCAGCUAUAGCACCCCAAAGAUCUAUGUAGAAGAGGGAGCGGUGAAAAGACAGGAUUAUCGUAAAAUAUCAACUGUUUUAGAAGGGCUAAAAGAUGAACCUUGCACUAAGAGUUGUGAAGGGAUGAUGACAAGUGAUAAAUCUCCUGACUUAACAUCAAAUUAUAAUAAAGAAGUAGAGGAACAGGUGGCAAAAAUAGAUGUUAAGGCUAACAGAAAGGUAUUUGAGAAUAAACGUUCAAGCACUGUAAAGCCAGAUGAGAUUCAGGGGAAUGUUCCUAUGGUUUUGAACAAACCACCUGAAAUAUCUUCUGCUGGCAACACACAAGGCAAUAACAAAAGUGGGGACAGGAAUUUAGAAGAACAAAAGCUGUGUGUUGGUGCUGCUGGUGAAAGUACAGAAAGUGACUUUUCUUGCACUGAAGCAGCAUUUCCCUGUCAUGAUCUCCCACUUGAGGGGAGUUUCAUAAGUUUUACUGAAUCAGAGAGAAAAAGAGAAAUAAUAAAAACAAACGCAGCACUUGUCCAAAAUAACCCCUUUAUUUCCUCUAACAUAGAAAGAGAGAAUUUUUUAAGCCAUGCAUCAAACACUCAAAAUCAAAGCAUUGUAGCAAGUGAAGAUUAUCCGAUUGCUAACGUAAAGAACCGAACACACCUGUUUGAAUCAAUGCCAUUUGAUAAAAUUAGACAUCAGAAUCAGGAUGAAAUGGAGACACUGGUGGAAAAUAUCAAAGAAACGUUAAAUUUCCUCCACUGUGUGAAAGCCAUUCACUCAGAUGGGGCAAUUAUUGAGGUUAGCGAGACAAUGAUAGCUAAAAAGUCGCAGUUCACAAUAUCGGAUAGGGGACCUGAGAUAAAAUAUGACAAGGUGGCUGAAGGUGGUGCACAAAAUUUUAUAGUCCAGCUGCUACCACGGGUAAACCUAAAGCCUCAGAUAAUUUACCUUAAGGAAGAUAGUAAAGGGUUUAUGGAGGCCACAGUGGUGGAUGCACUGGCUCACCAGCAUAGAUUCAGUGCAAACAAAGAUGCUGAGUUAAAAACUGCCAAUGUAGUUCAGUUGGUUGAGGAUAUCCUCAAUCAGGACAACUCCCUGAGAAAAGGGGUGAUCAUUCAAGAAGACGUCAGAAACGGUGCAGAAGUCAUUGUUUAUUCCCUCUACAAGUACUUUGACGAAGAAGACGUGAAGGGCUACAGCCCUCCAAACAGUGCAGGUCAUGAUGAACCUGAGGCAGAAACAGUCUCAGUUCCAAAGAGCAGUCAAGACCAAGCCAGGUCAGGGUCAAUUAGGGCCAAUGUAAAAUUGUUCAAAAGUUGCAUCGAAAAGGGUGACUUGGAGUAUUUAAGAUCACUUCAUGAUGAUGAACAAACCAUUCACAGCACUGAACAUAGUCAAAGUGAAGCAGCUGUCAGACUGGAUGAUGAAUCUCAUCAUCACCAUGUAAGUAAUCCAUCUGAAGAGUGUAUCCAAGUGGAUGUAAAAAGACUAAAAGACAUGUUUUCUGAAGGAACAGGUCCUAGUCAUAGUAAAUGUGUCAAAUCUUCUGCAGUGUCAUCUGGAAAAAGUCAAUCUCCUAUAGAAUGCAAUACGGGGGCAUUCUUGAUUCCACAGUCCAACAAUAGUUGUAAUAGUUGUAAUGCUUGCUUCGGUCAAGGGCUUAAAGAAGUUCUGGCAAAUUCUGAACAUCAGAAUCAAAACAGGGUUCAACAAGCUGAAAUGGCAGAAGCCAACACAGAAGAACUGUUUGAAAUACCCAUUGUAUCAUUGUCAAGAGCAGAAGCAGAAUCAGCUCAAGAAAUCUCAAGCACAAAAGUGGGAUCAUGCUUAGAAAAAAGUAAUAAAUCUCCAUUAGUUGAUGGAAUUUUCUCAGCACCUGAAUCAAACUGGCUACCCAAAAACACAGAAAUGGUCAGAGAAGAGGCCAGUUCUGUGAAAGAGCACACCUCUGAGACUUGCAACAAAAUUAAUGAAGGAUUUAGAGAAUUAGCUAAAAAUGAAGCAACACCUGAACAACAAGAAGAAGUUUGUUGUCAGGGCACAAUACAAGCAGCGUUGGAUUCCUUGGAGAAGUCUAAUAUUAAUGUGACAAGAGGAGACAUUAGGGCAGCUAUGAUAUACAGACAGUCCAAUAAAUCGUAUCAGAAAAACUCACAAAGUAAUGUUCAAAAGCACAGUGCUACAGACUUUUGCUUUUUGGCUGAGCCUAAAUCAAAUCAAGAACAACAAAAGCCAGAAACACCCAACCAAGAAGUAACAGUGGCAAAUGUGGAGCCUCCACACCCAAAAACAGCAAAUGCUGAGCCUCUACACCUAACUGAAGACCCACUACUCCUACACAUGACUGCAUCAAAUGCAGAGCCUUCUCACCCCUCUGAAUCACCACUAAACCUAAAAGUGACUUUGUUAGAUGCAGAACCUCCACACCCAACGAAAGAACCACUAAACAUAGAUGUGAAUGUAAUCAAUGCAGAGUCUCCACGCCUGGCUAAAGAACCAUUAAACCUAGAAGUGACUGUAGUGAAUGCAGAGCCUCCACACCCAGUUAAAGUACCACUGACACAAAAAGUAAUUGUGACAAAUUUGGAGCCUCCACACCCAGCUGAAGGACUAAUAGACAUACAAGUGACUGUGUCAAAUGCAGAGCCUCCACGCCCAACUAAAGAACCACUCAACCAAGAAGUAACUGUGGCAAAUGUGGAGCCUUCACACCCAACCAAAGAAACACUAAACCUAGAAGUGAACCUAGUGAAUGCAGAGCAUCCACACCCACCUAAAGAACCAUUAAACCUAGAAGUGACUUUGUCAGAGACAGAGCAUCCACACCCACCUAAAGAACCAUUAAACCAAGAAAUUACUGUGGCAAAUGUGGCGCCUCCACACCCAACUGAAGAUCCAGUAACACAAGAAGUAACUGUGGCAAAUGCAGAGCCUCCAUACCGAACUACAGAACCACCCAAACAAGAAGUAACUGUGGUUAAUGUGGAACCUCCACACCCAACUGAAGAACUAAUGAACACACAAGUGACUGUGUCAAAUGCAGAGCCUCCAUGUCCAACUAAAGAGCUGCUCAACCAAGAAGUAACUGUGGCAAAUGUGGAGCCUCUACAUCCAACUGAAGAUCCAGCAAAGCUGCAAGUGAAUGUGGCAAAGGCAGAGCCUCCAUGCCUAACUAAAGAAUUACUAAAGCAAGAAGUAAUUGUGGCAAAUGCAGAUCCCCCACAUCCAAUCAAAACCCAUUACAGGCCUACUCAAUGUGUUGUGUCAACAAAAAGCAAAAGAGUCACUGGCCCCAAACCACCAAUUCCACCUAAACCUGAACAUUUGAAAGAGAAACAAGAAGUAAGUCAGCCAUCUGCUACUAGGCAUCCAGAGGAACACAAAAUUAGUGCUAUGGGAACUGAAGAAAUGUUUUGUCAGGUUUCCCAGCCAUCAGCAACAACAUUGUUUUUAGGUCAAGAAGACACUACCAAUAAGUCAUUGGAUCAUCAUGAAAACUACAAUGUAGACAAAUCUACAAAGACGUUGCAACAAAUAAAAGGGAAGUCUGACAUGCAAUGUUUGACCAUGCUCUUAGAGAGUAAUGAAUCAGAUAUAAGACAACAAAAGAUAGAAAACAUUGAAAAGAAAGAGAUGUCUCAAAGCGCAUCCGCACAUGACAUAAUAUCUGAAACGGAUGAAACCCAUAUAAACUUCCAUGAGGCUCGGCAAAAAUUCGGCGGCAAAGUUGUGUCAUCAAAAAAGACGGCCCCUGUAAAGCCAAAACGAGUGAAACAUCUUCAGUCCGGUGACAAAACCCAAAAACACUCAACAGGAGAAUGCACUGCAGAUGGCACUGUCCACACUGGAGCUGAUCCAUCAUCCAACAUCUGUAAAAUAACUGCUGACAGUGCAGAUAGGCAUUACAAGGACACAAAGCAAGACAUCAAAGUCGAGAUGAGGGAGAAGAAAGCGAGAAUGGAAACGGAUGAUGAACGCAGACAGCGACUGUCCAUACACAUGGAUGAGAUUGUGAGAGGAAACGUAACAGCGGCAAUGGAAAUCUUUGAACACUUGAGAAAGCAAGAGCAACUGCAAGGCAUUCUGAGUCGCGUAGAAGAAAUCGAAAGCGACACGAGUGAGGUCGAUGUGACGUCUCUCAGGAGAGUGUUUGAGAACGUCCCUGACUGGAUCGUCAACACGGACAGAACAGGGCGAAAGAAGGUCAAAGCAGAAAAUAAAGACAAAGUGAUGCGGUCAUCAGCAGACAAAACACAUUGCAAGUCCUCAAUGGAGCACGUUUAUGGAGAUCUUGAGCGUGCUAGUGAGGAAAUAAUGAAUCUUAAAGAGCAGACUUUAGCUAGACUUAAGGAUAUAGAGGACACAAUUAAGAAAGCACUUCUUUCUGUUUCUACACUAAAGUCUGACUCAGAUAUUGCAAAUUUAUCAAAUCUGCUCAAAGAAUCCCUGGGGGUUGUGCAAGAAUCACCACAUUCUAGUAACAUAAGCAAAACUGAUUUAAGCACAACCAAGCCACAACAAUCAGAAGAAAGUUGUUUUCCACAAAGAAGCAGCUCUACAGGCACUGCAGCAUCUCCUAGCACAGAUCAGGUUUCUACAAAGCAACGGCAAAGCCCUCCAUCUUCACCCGCAUUAAUUUCUAUUCAGUUGGCAGCAAGAAAAACAGAUGAAACAGAGGUUGUGCCACCAGAAACUUUAAUCUGUAUGAAGUGUCAGUUGAACCCGAGGCCAGAAGGAAAAUUCAGAACCACAAAGACAGUGACGUGCAAUAGCCCCACUCCAGGUAAAAAAGUAAAACCCAAGAAAGGAGGACGACAGCAGACUUCUAACAGCCAACAAAAUCGAGAGCUUAGUGUGCUCCAGGUCCAAACUGACAGCGAAGGGAACAGCAUCAGAGGAACAGCAGUGGAAAACUAUGAGAGGACAGAUAACUCUGGUAACAGGUCUUAGACAUCCAAAACCUCUGCUUUUGUUGCAAGGCAGCCAGAAAGCAAAACAAUCCAGAGGUUCAGCAGCCAGCAAAUCAGGUUAAUGAUUUGGGUAUCUGGACAGAUAAGUGUUUGUCUUUCAUGUUUUCACAACAUAUUCAUUAUCUACUAAGAACUUAUUUGACUGCUAAAUAGACUGAUCAUCUAUGAGUUUAUUGCUGAAGGCAUUUCUUAGGUUUUUGACUAUUGCCGCUUCAACAUUACGUCAAUUUCUCUUUGUUCUACUUUGCAUUUGAAUUUUGGUACUUUUUACAUUUCUAUCAGCAACUUUCUAAUAAAUUCGUUUUGUGAAAAUCCCUCUC
Molecule: messenger RNA, 6566 nt
Organism: Poecilia latipinna (sailfin molly)
Lineage: Eukaryota; Metazoa; Chordata; Actinopteri; Cyprinodontiformes; Poeciliidae
Product: xin actin-binding repeat-containing protein 1
Exons: 9
Coding region: 107-6226 (2039 amino acids)
Biological process (GO): actin cytoskeleton organization; actin filament organization
Cellular component (GO): stress fiber; focal adhesion
Molecular function (GO): actin filament binding
Source: RefSeq, a predicted model, not a curated record